Solanum verrucosum is the source of this 1212-nucleotide messenger RNA. Its product is annotated as E3 ubiquitin-protein ligase BOI-like. Bases 20 to 1051 code for a protein of 343 amino acids. The record is from RefSeq and is a predicted model, not a curated record. Lineage: Eukaryota; Viridiplantae; Streptophyta; Magnoliopsida; Solanales; Solanaceae. Gene Ontology annotation, molecular function: ubiquitin-protein transferase activity. The transcript is spliced from 5 exons.
UGUGUUUGAUCAUUCUUCAAUGGCUGUUCAAGCUCAAUACCCAUCUAACGCUCACCUCUUUAACAGAGCUGUGCAAGAACGAAAGAACCCACUUGGCAACGAUGAUUAUUCGUUGCAACCUCAACCUGGUGGAGGAUCAAUUCUUGAUCACACACAAAUGCUAUUCAAUCCAGGAGCUGGCUCUUAUCAUGCGUGUAAGAGAAGAAGAGAAGUUAGCACCACCACUGCAAUGAAUCCGUCAAUGCAAUCUCAGCCGCAGCUGAUUGACCUCACUCAGCUUCAUACAAAUCCGCAGCAACCAAAUGUUGUCUCCACCGGCCUCCGUUUAGCUUCCGGAGAACAGUUACAACAACAGCAUCAGCAACACCAAUUACAUCAACAGUAUCAGAAGCAGCAGCAGCAACAAAACCAACACUCUCUUUCUCCUCAAUCUUCUCAAUCAUCAGCUUUCUAUUCCAUAUUCACAGAAGACAUGUCUACUAUAAUCAAACAACACCGCGAUGAAAUUGAACAAUUCCUCCAUGUUCAGAGAGAACAAUUAAGACGGACAUUAGAGGAUAAAAGGCGAACACACUAUCGUGCUCUGAUUGAAACCGCCGAGGAAUCAAUGGCACGGCAGCUGAAGGAAAAGGAAGCCGAGGUUGGAAAAGCGGUUCGGCGCAACGCUGAGUUAGAGGCGCGUGCAGCGCAGCUGAGUGCAGAGGCGCAAGCCUGGCAGGCAAGGGCUAGAGCGGAGGAAUUCACCGCAGCAACGCUACAGGCACAGCUGCAGCAGGCGAUGAUGAACGGCGGAGGGUGCAAUGCGAACCUCCCGGACGGAGACAUCGCCGGCGCCGGCGAAGCUGAGGAUGCUGAAUCGGCUUACAUCGAUCCGGAUCGAGUCGUGGAGUCAACCGGGCCGAGUUGCAAGGCUUGCCGGAAGCGAGCUGCGUCGGUGGUGCUUUUGCCGUGCCGCCAUUUGUGUGUGUGUACAGAUUGUGACGCUGUGGUACAAGCAUGUCCACUCUGUCUCUCCAUUAGAAACUCGAGUGUUGAAGUCUUCCUGUGUUAGAAAAGCCCAAUCUUUGGCCCAUUUAUUUGCAGCCCAGGCCCAAAUAUCAUGAACUAAGAAAAAGAUUUAUUAACUAUUGUAUUCAUGGUACUUUUAAGUAAAAAAAAAUGAAUAUAAAAGAAAAGAUAAAAAAAAAAAAUUAUAUAUCUCUUUAUUCAAAA